This is a messenger RNA of Mirounga angustirostris (Northern elephant seal), 262 nucleotides long. Its product is annotated as NADH dehydrogenase [ubiquinone] 1 alpha subcomplex subunit 1-like. NCBI's taxonomy places the organism in Eukaryota, Metazoa, Chordata, Mammalia, Carnivora, Phocidae. The coding region runs from base 1 to 213 and encodes 70 amino acids. The record is from RefSeq and is a predicted model, not a curated record. The transcript has a single exon.
AUGUGGUUCGAGAUCCUGCCCGGGAUCGGCAUCAUGGCCGUGUGCUUGGUCAUCCAUUGCGUAGCCACGGCGCACAUCCACAGGUUCAGUAAUGGAGGCAAGGAAAAAAGGGAUGCCUAUUAUCCGUAUCAGUGGAGUUUGAUGCAAAGAGAUAGGCGGGUCUCUGGAGUUAAUCGUUACUAUGUGUCAAAGGGUUUGGAGAAUAUCGAUUAAGGAAGCAUUUUCCUGACUGAUGAAAAAUAACUCCGUCAUACUCAUCUAC